AUGGCGCUCUCUUCGCUGCAGCCCCUGGAGGCACUGAAAUACGCCGAGCUCCAGCGCAUCGCCAAGGCCGCCGGGCUGAGGGCCAACCUUCGGGCAGACAAAUUGUUGGAAUCAUUGAAGCAACACUUUGAAAGGACAAAUGAAGAAAGUGAAAAUAUGGGUUCUGUAAAGAGUGCAUGUGCUUCCAUUAAAUCGGAUGAACUGAGCAAUCAGGAGGAAAUGUCUGAUUCAGUGUGUUUCAUUACAAAAAUACCUGGUCAGGAUAAGAAAAUAACCAGAAAAAAGAGGAACUCCCAUGAGGAAACUAACAGCAGUGAAGAAAACCCAGUGCUUUCUGAUGAGAAACAGGCGCAUUCUGAAAUGAAAGAAAAUGAAGUGCCUCAGGGGGAGCACAAAAAGGGACAGAAGAUAUCACAAAACAGAAUCCAAAUAACUGAAGAGAGAGCUAUUGAGAAUCCAGGGAUGGGUGCUGGGCAGAAGAAACAGGCAGGGAAGGCUUCUGCUAAAGGCAGGGGAGGACAACGUAAUGCUCAUCCUGCAGGAGGGAAGAUCCCUUUACAUGUAGGCCGCGCACCCAGGUCUGCAGGAGGGACAGCCACCACACCAAACUUCAAAAAGUUGCAUGAGGCUCAGUUCAAGAAAAUGGAAUCUAUUGCUGACUACAUUGAGAGGAAAAAAAAACUGAAUGAAAGUUGCGGCGCAGUCAAGAAACAAGCCAGUGGCAAAAGAUUUUUAUUCAGCCCAAAAGCAGAAAGAGGCAGGUUCUCCACCACCAGCACUCCUUGUAAUGUCCGGCGCUCGCCACGCAAUUCUCUGAACACUGCUAAUCGGAGCAUUUUAUCCCAGAAAUCUUCGUUUCAUCCUUCUGUACUAUCAACAUCCAAAAUGAACGUCAGGUUCUCAGAAGCCACAAAAGAUAAUGAGCACAAACGCUCUCUUACCAAGACUCCAUCUAGAAUGUCUCCAUACAUGGAGGAGCUCUGCACACCUGACACUCAAAAGAGCUGCAAACUACGAAGUCAGAAGAACAGUAAGGGAAAUGCAAGAAAUAAUGAUCUGACUGCAUCAAAGGGUAAGGUGCAUGUUCUUACCCCCUUCAAGUUUGGAGCUCAACCUGCAGAACCCACAAGUGGCAAGCAGACAUUUGAUCUCAAAGCAAGUCUCUCUCGGCCGCUUCGGUAUCAGCCGCACAAAGGACGACUAAAACCGUGGGGAGAAUUUAAAGAAAAUGCUGUUCUCAGUAGGUCUGGUGGUAUCUGUUCACGUAGGAAAGAUUACAAACAGCCACAUCUCCAGACAAGGGAAGAAAGGCGUGAGAUGCUUGAGCAAGACAGAAAAGAGAAAAGGGCUCAUGCUCAUGGGAAGCGUAGAGGCCUAUCUGGGUGUUAGGAUGAACAAGAAGUAUCCAAGACUUCACUGUAAAUACUGUUCCUCUCAUGUAAAGGCUUGUGCUCUGUGUCUGGUUCAGGUUGCUUUUAGCUAGUGAAAUCCAGAAAGCAAUUAAUGAGACCUUGUAAUGUGCUCUGAGCAUAAUGAUGAUCAACUUCUCCACUGAGAGUUCUAACCUUUGAGGGGCUUAGAACUCUCUUGUUGCUUCAUAAUGUUUUCAUUUAACUAAUUUACUUGACUAAAAGAUGUUAAAGAAGAAAAUAUGAGUGGAAAAAAGAUGCUCGAGAAGCCUCCUUGCAACUUAGGACAGACUUGUGCAUCAGAAUGCACUUGUUGUGUGCUAGAAUGCAGGCUUUAGAUAGCAGCAGCUUCAAAAUGUUCCCCAGUGUUCAAAAUGACAAGAUUUGGAAAUACCUGCUUGCCCUGUUCUCCAAGUCAAUCCUUAAAUGCUCUAAGUUACAGCAAUUAUUCAGCAUUUCUAAUCUAAUCCUAUGGAAUAGUAGGGAAUUUCAAAGAGAAGAAAAAAUAUGCAAGCUCUCUGGCAAACUAAUGUGUAACAUAAUUGUAAACUACCUUUUUGAAAAAGUCAGAACUGAAUUUACAAAUUACCAGUUGAAUGCUUUGGUACAGUUAAGGUUUUCUUCCUUUCUAUGGUAAAUAGCAGAUG
Molecule: messenger RNA, 2056 nt
Organism: Melozone crissalis (California towhee)
Lineage: Eukaryota; Metazoa; Chordata; Aves; Passeriformes; Passerellidae
Gene: NUSAP1
Product: nucleolar and spindle associated protein 1
Exons: 11
Coding region: 1-1389 (462 amino acids)
Biological process (GO): mitotic chromosome condensation; mitotic cytokinesis; establishment of mitotic spindle localization
Cellular component (GO): nucleolus; mitotic spindle; microtubule
Molecular function (GO): microtubule binding
Source: RefSeq, a predicted model, not a curated record